UGUUUCCUGUACUGUUUUACCCACGUUGUGAGUGUACGGCGGUGUGUGCAGUGAGCAGUGUAUAUCUAGAAUAAAAAUUGUUUUCACUCAAAAAUGCGACCACUGACAGAUGAAGAAACAAAGACCAUGUUUGAGAAGCUCUCCAAAUAUAUUGGAGAGAAUAUCAAGCUUUUGGUAGAUCGCCCAGAUGGAACCUACUGCUUCAGAUUGCAUAAUGACCGUGUUUACUACUUAAGUGAGAGAAUUUUGAAAUUGGCUACAAAUAUUGCAAGGAAUAAGCUUGUGUCUCUGGGGACCUGCUUUGGAAAGUUCACAAAGACCUUGAAAUUCCGUCUUCACAUCACAGCUUUGGACUACCUCGCCCCUUAUGCAAAGUAUAAGGUGUGGGUGAAGCCAGGAGCCGAGCAGUCCUAUUUAUAUGGAAACCACAUCUUGAAGUCUGGUCUGGGACGGAUUACAGAAAACACUGCACAGUACCAAGGUGUAGUUGUCUAUUCAAUGGCCGAUAUACCACUGGGAUUUGGAGUUGCAGCAAAAACCACUCAGGAGUGCCGAAAGGUGGAUCCAAUGGCGAUUGUGGUGUUUCACCAAGUGGACAUCGGAGAGUAUAUAAGAAGCGAGGACACCCUCACAUAAACUGCACCAAACUCUUUUUAUAAAGUAUGACUGUACAAUAAAUAACAGCGCACGGAUCAAAUAACCAAAUCCAUAAUCGACCCCCCCCAAAAAAAAAACAUGUUAAGAUGGUCAAGCUCUGGAUCACUUGAAAUGGAAAAAUCAAUGUGGUGUCUCUGGAGAAAGUCACAUUGUAUUGAUCUGGACUUGUACACCAGUGGACUUGCGUAAGAUGUGGUACACAAUAAAUGUUAUAUUGUGUUUUGAUGCAAAACAUCAAUACAAUGCUUGUUUAUAAAUGCACAUUUUGAUAGAAUGAUUCUGUACCCCUCAUCUUAUUUAAACUGUACUGUCAUUACUUGAGAGUUGCCUAGGCAGAUCUGUGUGGUACCUAUGCCAAAACAGCAACAAUUCACUGAUGGCAAAUGAAUUUACUUUCCCUGUCAACCAAUUACUGUCAAAAUACUUGAUUUACUAAAUAAGAAUUCAGUUGUUUUAGAAAGUUUAUAAAUAAUUUCCCCCUCUGUUCAAUCCAAUAAACUUUUUUCAAUUCUAA
This is a messenger RNA of Polyodon spathula (Mississippi paddlefish), 1171 nucleotides long. RefSeq names its product NIP7 nucleolar pre-rRNA processing protein (gene nip7). Gene Ontology annotation, molecular function: RNA binding. The transcript is spliced from 5 exons. Gene Ontology annotation, cellular component: nucleolus; nucleus; preribosome, large subunit precursor. NCBI's taxonomy places the organism in Eukaryota, Metazoa, Chordata, Actinopteri, Acipenseriformes, Polyodontidae. The record is from RefSeq and is a predicted model, not a curated record. Gene Ontology annotation, biological process: ribosomal large subunit biogenesis; ribosome assembly. Bases 94 to 636 code for a protein of 180 amino acids.